Messenger RNA from Nanorana parkeri, 3377 nucleotides. It is a transcript of the gene VAV3, whose product is annotated as vav guanine nucleotide exchange factor 3. Lineage: Eukaryota; Metazoa; Chordata; Amphibia; Anura; Dicroglossidae. Gene Ontology annotation, biological process: cell migration; regulation of GTPase activity; intracellular signal transduction. Gene Ontology annotation, cellular component: cytoplasm; plasma membrane. Bases 239 to 2767 code for a protein of 842 amino acids. The transcript has 27 exons. The record is from RefSeq and is a predicted model, not a curated record. Gene Ontology annotation, molecular function: guanyl-nucleotide exchange factor activity; protein binding.
GCUUUGCAUGAUGUUUAUCCUUCCCUCAAAUAAUGGCGUACGCUGUUUAUUUAUUCUCAGGAAGAUGUAUUCUCAAGAAAACUGAACUUAUAACCUGUCUUGAAGUCAAGUAUACUCAUUAUACCUAAAAAAGAGCUUCCAUUUCGUGUGAAUUGUUCGAAUCUUAAACUUGUCCUGUCCAUUCAUUCUCUAGUGUUCUAAUAUUGCACUAGCACUUUUGCUCUUUGCACUUGCCAUCAUGGAGCCUUGGAGACAGUGUGCCCAGUGGCUGAUCCGAUGCAGGGUGCUACCUCCCAACCACAGGGUGACAUGGGACACAGCUCAGGUGUUCGACCUGGCCCAGACCCUUCGAGAUGGGGUGCUACUAUGUCAACUGCUCAAGAACCUGCACCCCAGCUCCGUCAACCUGAAGGAGAUCAACCUGCGACCUCAGAUGUCUCAGUUUCUUUGCCUUAAGAAUAUCCGGACAUUCCUAUCUGUGUGCUGUGAAGCUUUCAGUAUGAAGAAAAGUGACCUAUUUGAAGCGUUUGACUUAUUUGAUGUACGGGAUUUUGCAAAGGUUAUUGAGACAUUGUCCAAGCUCUCCCAUACUCCAAAUGCCGUGUCAUGUGGAAUCAGGGCGUUCCCUACAGAGGAAAGUGUACAAGAUGAAGACAUUUACAAAGCUCUGCCUGAUUUACUUGAUGAAUCAGGGAUGGAGGAAGAUGAUGAAUUGUAUUAUGACUGUGUAUACAGAGAGGAUGAAGGAGAUGAGGUUUAUGAAGAUCUCAUGAAGGUUGAAGUUGCAGUGCCCAAUAGGACUACAGAGAGUGACAUCCGAAGCUGCUGCCUUUUAGAAAUAAAGCAGACAGAGGAGAAAUAUUCAGAGACCUUGGAGUCUAUAGAAAAGUUCUUCAUGGAGCCGUUGAAAAAAUUCUUGCCUGCAACAGACCUGCAAAAAAUAUUUAUUAAUAUCCCUGAAUUGGUGAAAGUGCACAGAAGCCUCAUGCUUGAAGUCAGUGACUCAAUUACACAUAAGAAUAGCCAAAACCUCUACUUGGUCUUCCUGGCAUAUAAAGAGAGACUUCUCAUUUAUGGAGGGUACUGUAGCCAGGUGGAGAUAGCCAUAUCUAUUCUGGAUAAUAUCUGUAAAACCAGAGAAGACGUCAAAUUAAAACUGGAGGAAUGUUCAAAGAGAGCAAAUAAUGGGAAAUUCACACUGCGUGAUCUUCUUGUUGUUCCUAUGCAAAGGGUUUUGAAAUAUCACUUGCUGCUCCAGGAGCUGGUUAAACACACUACCGAUGAUACAGAAAAAAAGAACUUGCGUUUGUCACUUGAUGCGAUGAAGGAUUUAGCUCAAUAUGUGAAUGAGGUUAAAAGGGACACAGAAACCAUGCGGGAAAUCGAGCAGUAUCAACAUUCUAUUGAGAAUUUGAAUCAGCCUUUAAUACAGUAUGGAAGACCGAAGGUGGACUGCGAGAUAAAGUUUAGCACACUGGAUAAACGCAGGCAGGACAGGUAUAUAUUCCUGUUUGAUCUGGCGGUUAUUGUGUGCAAAAGAAGAGGGGACAACUAUGAAAUGAAGGAGAUAAUAGAUCUCCAGAAAUACAAAGUAACCGAUAAUCCAACCACUGACAAGGAAAACAAAAAGUGGUCUUAUGGCUUUUAUCUUAUACAUAUCCAUGGGCAAUUUGGCUUUGAGUUUUAUUGCAAGACCAGAGACUUGAAAAAGAGACUGCUGGAACAGUUUGCAAUGGCCUUGUCUAACAUUAUGCCAGAUAAUGCCUCAGCAAACAACCAUGACUUCAAGAUGCAUACAUUUGAACGUGUUGCAUCCUGCAAAGUGUGCCAGAUGCUACUCAGAGGAACUUUCUUCCAGGGGUAUCUGUGUUCCAAAUGUCGGACUGGAGCUCAUAAAGAGUGCCUGGGCAGAGUGGAGACUUGCGGGCAUGCAGACUCCGGGACUCUGAGGCAUGGGAAAGAAAAUGUGCCUGGGAAGAAAUUCAAAUACAUAGAUUCAGGCUUACCAAAAGUGCAAGUUAUAAAGAAUUACAAUGGUUACCCACCACCAACUAUAAAUGAUGGUCCAGUCCUCAAUAUACAGGUUGGAGAUACCAUAGAGCUGCUAAGGGCUGAUGCACACAGUUUGUUCUGGCAGGGAAGGAACAUUGCCACGGGGGAGCUUGGCUUUUUCCCAAGCGAUGCUGUUAAACCAAGUCCAUGUGUUCGAAAGCCUGUCGAUUACUCAGGACAGCCCUGGUAUGCAGGUGCUAUGGAGAGAGUGCAGGCUGAGAGUGAACUAAUGAACAGAGAGAACUGCACCUACCUCAUCCGACACAGAACGAAGGACAACGGGGAGUAUGCUAUCAGUAUUAAGUACAACAAUGAAGUGAAGCACAUCAAGAUAUUAACGAGAGAUGGCUUUUUUCGCAUUGCAGAAAAUAGGAAAUUUAAAAGUUUAAUGGAGCUUGUAGAGUAUUAUAAGCACCAGUCUCUGCGGGAGGGUUUCAGGAGUUUGGAUACAACCCUUCUUUUUCCUUACAAAGCUGUGGAAAAUCAGAUUGGCCAUGCAAGUAACAGGUCAUCUGGGAUGUUCCUGAAUCCAAAGGUUUUAGGUAUUGCCAUUGCUCGGUACGAUUUCUGUGCCAGGGACAUGAGAGAGCUGUCCCUGUUCAAGGACGAUGUGGUCAAGAUCUAUACAAAAGCAGGAACGAAUGGCUGGUGGAGGGGGGAAUCUAAUGGAAAGGUUGGCUGGUUUCCAUCCACAUAUGUAGAAGAAGAUGAGUGAAUGUAAUGAUACAUCCAGUGGGUGAAUUCCUGACACCUUAAGACAACUUCCUUUCAAGCUCCUGUCUACAGUCCAUGUGGAGCACAAUCAGCCAAUAUGGUCUUGGCACAGCUUUGAGCAAUUCCUGUAAGACUGGUCAGCAUGCCCAUGCAGGAGACUCCAAAGAACCAUGCUAUACCAAACACAUGAGUGUGCAAAUGAUGAGUCGGGUGGCAUGCAAAAUUCCAUAAGAGACUUGGAACUUCUAUGUAUCACUAAGAGACUUUUUAUAAAGACAACUGUACUUAUUUCCUAUUAUAACGAAAAGAACAUACAUAACUUAUAAUAUGUUUGCAAAUAAACAGUACUAAAACUCAAAGCCAUACUCCUUAGCAGUAACCCUACUUAUAUAGCUGAUCAUGAAACGGCUCCUGAGCUGAUAUGUGGCACACCUGCCCUUGCUAUACCCCAUUUCUUUCAAGUAAAGAUUUAAUUGGGACCGCUGAUGGUGCUUUUUAUGUUUUUUGGUACAAGCUUUCAUGUAGUAUCUGGGGCAGAAAUUGUGAAUAGUAAAAAGUCUAUAAUUUUUAUCUCCCAGUGUAAGCAUUGUAUACCUAUUACUUUUGUCCAU